AUGCGGGCGCGGCGCCUCCCAUGCGGCCGGGGCGGGCGGGGCGCGCGGGCCGACACCCCCCCGGGUCCCCGCGCGCCGCCGCCGCCGCCGCCGCCGCCAACUUUCCCGGGACCCCGGCCCUGCGCCCCGCGCUCCCCGGCCGCUGGCGCCGCGAUCGCUUCCCCCGCCCCGAGCUCCGCGCGCACCCGGCCCCGGACUCCCCGGAUCCCCCCGAGCUCCGCGCGCACCCGGCCCCGGACUCCCCGGAUCCCCCCGAGCUCCGCGCGCACCCGGCCCCGGACUCCCCGGAUCCCCCCGAGCUCCGUGCGCACCCGGCCCCGGACUCCCCGAAUCCCCCCGAGCUCCGCGCGCACCCGGCCCCGGACUCCCCGGAUCCCCCUGAGCUCCGCGCGCACCCGGCCCCGGACUCCCCGGAUCCCCCUGAGCUCCGCGCGCACCCGGCCCCGGACUCCCCGGUUCCCCAGCCGCGCGCACCCGCCCCCCCGAGCUCCGCGCGCACCCGGCCCCGGACUCCCGGCUCCCGCUCGCCGCCGCCCGCGCCCUCCUCCGCCGCCGCCGCGCGCCCCGCGAGUGCCGCCGCCGCCCGGCUCCAACUUGCCGAGAGUUGCGCAGCGGGGCGGGGCCGACCGGGGCGGGGGCGCCCCCUCCCGACCGGCCGCCGCGCCCCAGACCCGAGCCUGCGCGCCUCCCCAGCGCGGGCGCGCACACGCGGGCAGCCCGGGGCCGCGCCUGAUGGAGAGCCGGCCUGGGCGGGCGGAGGGUGCGGUGCGGUGCGGGGGCUCCGGGCUCUGCGGGGCGGGGGGGCGGGGUGCGGCCCCGCGUCUCCGCCCCCAGCGCCCACCCCGGGUGCCGGGCGGCUUCGCGUGGCGACCGCUGGAGCGCGCACUGUCCGCGGGGAGGCGGGGGCUGCGGGACACAGACCCCGGGGGAGGGGGCCCAGGGGAACUUGGGGUUCCCAGUCCCGGCCUCUGGCUCUCCCUGCCGCCACCACCCCAUCCACUCACCCGGUGGGAGCACAUGGGAGGGCCUCCCCCCCGCUGGAGCGCACCGGCCGCCCCAACCACCACAGCCGGGCGGAGGGAGGGCACGAGCCCCGAGAAAGUGCCCGCUGCCCCACGCACCGCCUUUGAGGGUGGUUGCAAGACCGCCCGGGCCCCUUGGGCACCGAACACCGGGCAUGAGCCGGGCUGUGGAGACGCUGCCUCGUCCUGCCCCCAGGCAGACAGACAGACAGACAGCGGCGGCCGCGUCCACCCGGACCCCACCUUUCAUGCCCAGGACGUGGAGUCCGACCGGGCAGGCCCCUGCUUCCGCGCUGGAGGGGAGCAGGGCCAUUCUUUCUUCUGUUUUGUGGGUGGUCUUUGGUUAUUUUUUGUUUUUCACGUGGAAAAAGUAGAAGAGGCUUGGACGAGCUUGGAAAAGAGGCCAGGAAUGCUCGCUGCCGCCCCCGCCCGCCCCCACACCCCGGGCCCGGCCCUGGAAGAAGCGCCAGCUGCCGGAUCCCCGAUCCCCAAGUAUGUCUGGAAGCCGGGGCGCAGACCCCCCGCGCUCGGCCCGGCCCAGCCCUGGAAUGUUUGUGCUGGCGCUGAGGCCCCCUCCCCAGGCGGGCUGACAACCCAGGGCCUCCGGGCGGGGUGUGUGCUGCAGGCUACAGUGCAUGCUGGAACGGGGCCCCCCAAGCUCGCUAAAGGCCGGGGGCUGCCCUCUGCCCCGCCGAGGAAUGGACCCCGCCGGCCUAGCGAGCAGCCUCCUCGGUCCCCAGGCCCCACGCGGGAUGCCAGGGAUGCAAGGAUGCAAGGUCGGCCCUCCAAUCGCAGGGCAAGGAUGCAGGGCGCCUCCUCCAAUCACAGAGACCCUUCAUCCCAUUGGUCACGCGGGGCCCUUAGGCUGACACCCUAUUGGCCAAGGUAUGGUCACAUGGCCACAUCGAGCACAAAGGAUGCUGGGAAGUGUAGUCUUUCAGGACAGCCCAUGGAGGGGUUUCAGAUCUGGGCACCGCUGCCAACGGGGGCAGUCUCUGUGUGA
This is a messenger RNA of Erinaceus europaeus (western European hedgehog), 2025 nucleotides long. Its product is annotated as basic proline-rich protein-like. The record is from RefSeq and is a predicted model, not a curated record. The transcript has 4 exons. NCBI's taxonomy places the organism in Eukaryota, Metazoa, Chordata, Mammalia, Eulipotyphla, Erinaceidae. Bases 1 to 2025 code for a protein of 674 amino acids.